ACGUCACGUGCUUGACAAAACACUAGUGACCUUUUAGCAAGCUAGCUGCUAAAAGGAGUUCAUUUACUGACAGUUCCAUGCAAUGGACCAAACUAAACAACAAGAAGAGGAUUAUGGAUACAAUUUAUUCCCCGAUAGGAGCAAGGAGAAAUAUUCGAAGGGAUCUAUUGCUGAAACCCUGUUCACUUUCAACCACAAGUGUCAGGUCAUGCUUCAAUUCGCUUUGGAUACUAGUCCAUAUGCAAAACUUCUCCUUGGAGCUAUGAAAAGUUCAGGGUGCACAGUGUACAAGGACAGACACUUUUCCUGUGAAGACUGUGAUGGGACAGUUAGUGGAGGGUUUGAUGCAACAUCAUCACAGAUCGUUCUCUGUCAAAACAACAUUCACCAGCAGUCCCACAUGAACCGUGUGGUCGCACACGAGCUCAUCCAUGCCUUCGACCACUGUCGGGCUCACGUGGACUGGUUCAACAACUUCAAGCACUUGGCCUGCUCAGAGAUUCGUGCAGCUAAUCUUAGUGGCGAUUGUUCAUUCUACAAUGAAGUGUCUAGAUUCAACUUUGGCCUCAAACAGCACCAGCAGGAGUGUGUCCGAGGCCGCGCCUUGCGCUCCAUCCUGGCGGUGAGGAAGGUGAGCAAGGAGGAGGCAGAGAAGGUGGUAGACGAGGUCUUCGACACCUGCUACAAUGACCACGCCCCCUUCGGUAGGAUUCCACACAACAACAAGGAUGCUAAAUUUGCCGACAGAGAUUAUCAGAACAGAGAUCGAUACUAUGCCAACCUCUAAAUGUGUUUGUAUAUAUACACACACAACAUGAAUUGUAAUUGUAUUAUCAUUUUCUAAUGGUGCUUUUAUGCAGAGCCCAGAGAAACCUGGGCAGUCAGGUGUCCACUAUCUGUCCUGUGCAGAUAACUGCCAAUAACAGUAGCUUAUGAAACAUCUAAGGGAUAUAUAAUGAGUCUUUCCUCUUUGUUUUCAAAGACGGAUUUCAUAAAUUGAAGGAUUUGAGUCAUAGGUAAAUAAACAUAAGGAAAAGGUUUGAUUUUUGGGACAUGAUUCCCCACAUAGGUUUAUGUAAUUUUUAGGGGACCUUUUUUAAUACACAGUAUUGCUUGUUGAGUUCUCCUGGGACACCAACGGGAGUGUUUAUACAGAGUAAAGCCUGCAGAGCUUGCUUCAGCACAGAAGGGUUAAGAAACCUAACCCCUUCCACUGGAUGCAUCUCCAUCUCUGCUCUUAAACACGUGGACCUACACUGACGGACAACUGAGACUUUCAUGUAAAUAGUGUUGAUUGUACUGUGCUAUUCAGUUAUAGUCAACGUAUUAUUAUUAUUAUGCUGGAAUAAAAGUUCUUAUGAAGA
Molecule: messenger RNA, 1364 nt
Organism: Osmerus eperlanus (European smelt)
Lineage: Eukaryota; Metazoa; Chordata; Actinopteri; Osmeriformes; Osmeridae
Gene: atp23
Product: ATP23 metallopeptidase and ATP synthase assembly factor homolog
Exons: 6
Coding region: 83-787 (234 amino acids)
Biological process (GO): mitochondrial proton-transporting ATP synthase complex assembly; mitochondrial protein processing
Molecular function (GO): metalloendopeptidase activity
Source: RefSeq, a predicted model, not a curated record